UCCAUACUGGCUGUCGCAGAGAAGACAGACACAAACUGGACCUCUGUCCUCUGGUCUCCUGGUUUGGAUCUUAACUGACUGAAGACACACAAGGGAGAAGAUGAUCUGCAGCAUCCUGCUGCUCAUCAUCCUGACCUCCUGUGUCUCUGGAACAUUUGUAGUGAAUGUGACCCAGACCUCCUAUCAGGCAGAGGAGAACCACGACAUCACACUGGAGUGGACCUUCACAACCAACCCUCACAGUUCCUCCAACUAUCUGUUUGUCUUCUGUGAACUGUUAACUGAUCUCAGACCCUCAGUCCUGUUUUAUCUCCAUGAAGGAGUUGAGGUCCCAGAGUCUCAGGAUGAACAGUUUGCAGGACGAGUCCAGUGGGACAAAGACGUCCUCAGAGAAGGACAACUCAGACUUCAUGUGUCCAGACUCAGGACUGAAGACUCGGGAAUGUAUGUGUGUAAAGUGCACACAAGUAAUGAGAGUAGCUCUGGUAAAUGUUGGCUCCAUGUCACUGCAGCGAGGGAUCGGCCUGAACCUGAGACACCAAACACAACAAGUCCACCAAACACAACAAGUCCACCAAACACAACAAGUCCACAACAACCAGAGAGUCGGGGAAGGAUCGGUCUCUACUGUGGACUGACGACAGCAGCAGCUCUGCUGGGUUUUGGUUUCUGUUUGUUCAGAAAAGUUCUGCAGAGAGAAGCAGAUUCCCAUUUGGCGAAUAUAACUUACAGAUCAGCAGAUGAUGGAUCAGAGUUAAAUCAUUAACAUCAUUAACUGAUAGAAUGAACUGUUUAUAUCACAGACACAAAGAAAAUACUAGUUUCUCAUUGGCAGCUAAUAUAACAGCAGGUAACCAUAGCAAUGUUGAUGUUUCACACACAUGAAAAUCAGCAAAAUGAACACAAACAACCUGUAGAAGGUGAUGACUGAAACACAUUCAUGAUAUAAAAGUCUAAUUACAGAACUGAUAUACAA
Sander lucioperca (pikeperch) is the source of this 976-nucleotide messenger RNA. RefSeq lists its product as uncharacterized. Bases 101 to 766 code for a protein of 221 amino acids. Gene Ontology annotation, biological process: cellular response to lipopolysaccharide; negative regulation of T cell proliferation; positive regulation of T cell proliferation. The record is from RefSeq and is a predicted model, not a curated record. NCBI's taxonomy places the organism in Eukaryota, Metazoa, Chordata, Actinopteri, Perciformes, Percidae. Gene Ontology annotation, cellular component: external side of plasma membrane. The transcript has 5 exons.